UAGUAGACAAAAUAAAGAAAAUAUAAAGAUGUCAGAAUACGAUAAAGUGAGAACAGGAAAACUUGUCCUGAAGGGUGAAAAGAUAAGGUCGAAGAAACGAAAAUCAAAAAAACAGGAAAAGGAACAUGUUUCUACUUCUGAAAAUAAGGAUACAAUAGCUCACGGUGGAUGGUGGAAAGCUAUACAAGUAUCUGAUGUCACAGGAACAGUGGCAAUCGAAUUUGGAAAUCAUACUUAUAUGAAAGCUUUAGAUAAUGGAUUAUUUACAUUAGGUGCACCGCACAACGAAGGUGAAGGACCUUCUCCAGAAGAGAUUUUAACAGCAUUUCCAAUAGGUGAAACUAAGAUUGCACUAAAAUCUGGUUAUGGAAAAUAUUUAGGUGUUGAUAAAAAUGGUGUAGUUGUUGGAAGAAGCGAUGCAGUAGGCACAAUUGAACAAUGGGAACCAAUUUUUCAAGAUAACAAACUUGCCAUUUCAAAUAGCAACAAUUGCUUUAUGUCAGUCACAGAUGAAGAUGAUAUUAUUUGUCAAAAUAAAACUGCUGGAACCUCUGAAUUUUGUAUAAUAAGAAGUAUAACUCAAAAAACUCAAGAUCCAAAUAAAGAUAUUCCAAAGGAGGAACAGGGUUCACUUCAUGACGUUGAAGUAAAUUAUGUGAGAAAGUUUCAAAAAUUUCAAGACAAAAAACUGAAAGUAAAUCAAACAGAUCGUUCUGAAUUAGAGAAAGCAAAACGCGAGGGAAACUUACAUGAAACUUUGUUAGAUAGAAGAAGUAAAAUGAAAGCAGAUCGAUAUUGUAAAUAACUUUGUAUAAUAACUAUAUUCUGUAUUGGAAAAUGUUACUCUAUAAGUUUUAAAUGUAUAUACAGUACGCGUGUACGCGAGUACAGUUAUGUUUGCAACAAUGUGGACAUCACCUCCAACAGUUCAUAAAUUAGACGAAUUCUGAAAAUCGGUCCAUCGAUCCAUUCAAACCGUUCACGAACAAGAAUGGAGGUGAUCUACAAUGAAAUCCGUCGAGUUGAAGCUGGUCCAAGUGCACGCGUACUCGGCAAAUUUUCAAACUUAUUUUCAAAUUAUUUUUAAAAUAAAGCGUCAUAUGAAAAAAUUUUAUUCUACAUUUUCGAUUCAAUUUUUCACGUAGAAUCACCCCCUAUUCGUUUGUACCACCAGUUACGGGACACACUUUAUAUAUUUAAUAAAAUUUAUGACAUUUA
Molecule: messenger RNA, 1218 nt
Organism: Osmia bicornis bicornis
Lineage: Eukaryota; Metazoa; Arthropoda; Insecta; Hymenoptera; Megachilidae
Gene: FRG1
Product: protein FRG1 homolog
Exons: 5
Coding region: 29-805 (258 amino acids)
Cellular component (GO): nucleolus; catalytic step 2 spliceosome; striated muscle dense body
Molecular function (GO): actin filament binding
Source: RefSeq, a predicted model, not a curated record